CCGAGAGUGAAACAUAGUUUACAAACGAAUUAUUGGACAAUUGGCGUGUCAUAAACGUUCCAAAAUUACAAAAUUGCAUGUUAAGUAGGACAAAUAAUGCAUGUGCGUGCAAAUGUAAUAGUUUUGCAACAAGUUAACAAGUAUAAAACGGGCUGCAUAAACUGCCUAGUUGUCUGUUAGUAGUGAAGAUUUCUUAAAAUAUAAUUUAGUCAGUAUGGAACAUUUUUCGUAUCAGCAAAUUCUACAGGCAUUAAAGAAAACCCAGGAAGAAUUUCGUUUUCCAGGCACUAAACUCGAACUGAUUUCGGAGGAACGUUUCCCAGAUAUAUUUAAGGCAGUUGAGGAAUGUUUCUUGACCGACGAACCACUAGGAAAGUCAAUGGAAAUGUCCUGGAGUUCGGAUGCGGAGAACCUCUGGCUAUCAGCCUUAAGAUAUAGAAUGUCACUUAUGGCCGUUAAUGAGAAAAAUGGAGACAUCGUGGGCUUUCGCGUGAUACGUGUCACAAAGCAGUCGGAUCACUUCAACAAUGAUGAAAUCAAAGAUGAAAACGUUAGAAAAAUAGUAGACCUCUUGGAAUAUUCCUCAAAAAACUUUAAUUUCUUUGCGAAUUAUGACAUUUCAGAAAUGUUUGAAUUUUUCGGUCUUGGCGUGAUACCAGAAUACAGGAGACAUGGUCUUGGAACACAGGUGUGAAAUUUCUGUGCAACCUACAAAAGCCAUACUACAUUAAAGGAUCAGCCUCGUCUAACUAUUCUAAGAAGAUAUAUGAAAAAUGCGGUUUUGACAUACUAGCAGAGUUCCCAUUUGAAGAUUAUGAAGUUGAUGGAAAAGUUGUUUUUGAUAACACGGGGGAGCAUAAGUCGCUCAAAGUAUACGGAAAGUGUUUAAGAUUUGUUUGACGAUGAUUUAGUGAUCGAUGUGCUAAGCAUAAACCCGUUUUAAUGUUUACUUAUUCUGCAUACAAUCUGAACAAAUGACAAUAUUUACUUUGGUACACAAAUGAGCCGCGCCGUGGGAAAAUCAACAUAGUGGGUUUGCGACCAGCAUGAAUCCAGACCAGCCUGCGCAUCCGCGCAGUCUGGUCAGGAUCCAUGCUGUUCACUAACAGUUUUUCUAAUUCCAAUAGGCUUUAAAAGUGAACAGCAUGGAUCCUGACCAGACUACGCGGAACCAUGCUGGUCGCAAACCCACUAUGUUGGUUUUGUUAUGGUCUGGCUCAAAUGUAUAAUAUUGUUCGCUUUACGAAAAAAGAGGUGUUAGGAAUUGGGAAAGUAAACCAACAUUGCAAAAAAGUAAAAGUAAGACGUUUAGUUUUUUUGUCAUAUUAAACAGAUAUUAGUUUUGUUGAUUUAAACUUUCUUAUUGAUUUUAUUCAAGUUUAUUUUGUAGCGGCUAAAUUAAGAAAAUAAACUUUUGUUAUUUAAUUGAUUUUUAAGUCAGAUCCUUAAUUAUUGUUGGUAAUAUUGUAUCAUAAAAGGAGACAGAUGACAUUUAAUUGUACUGCAACACAUCUUUGACGUUCAGUCUGCCAAUGACCUGCCUCCAUUUACUGAUCAUUGUCAAUUUUUACAACGUCAAACGUUUACCUGAAUUAAUCCAGUAAUAUCACCCAAAAUAUGAUUGUUAGCAGCCUUUCAGAGAAACGCAUGGACCGUUAAUAUUGUCUUUUUUAAAUAUCAUUAAAACAAUUUACUAGCUAUUUGCUUAACCAGAACAAACUUUCCUUACACCAUUUGCAGGGUUGUUAAUUAUUUGUUUCAGUGUAAGAUGGAACAUUUGGCAUUUUCAAAAUUUUCGUCAAGGAACUAGUCUUUAUAUAUCGUAUCUAAACCUCGACUACUUAGCGUAAAUCUAUAUGCGGAUACUUUCGUAUAUAACCCAUCAAUGUAAUUCCUAAUUUCUUAUUAUAUGUAAUUUAGUUAGGAGGAUAAAACAAUAUGUUUUCGAUACUGAUGUAAAUAUGUAAUGGCAAGCCACUUAUUUAAUUUAUAUAUUGUUGAAUUUCGACUUACAUUUUCCGUAGUAUUCACAUAUGCUAAAAGUACAUUCACGUCUCAAUGCGAGGUAAAUAAUAUCUGUUACAUGUAUAUAUAGUCUGAGAGCCAAGGUCCAAAUUUAGAAAAAAGUGUCCAGCAAGUUAAACAAAAUAUUUCUAGAAGAAGGUCCACUACAUAUCCUCGGAGUCAUCAGUUGACUGUUACACCGUCCCUUUCAACAAGCGAAAAACUUUUAGUGAUAGAAGCUUUAGUACUAUAGGGCCAAAGUUGUGGAACAAUUUACCGCUGAACAUCAGACAAAGUUCUUCAAUUGACUGCUUUAAGAAAAAGUUGAAAACGCAUUUCUUCAGAGACUACUUUGCAUUAUUCUAAGUUUUGACUGAGUUUUAAAACAGUGAUGCUAGUGACAGUGAUAGAAAUUUAAUGUUUGUCUGUGAUAAUUAUAUGUUAGUAAUAUUUUAAAAUAUAGUAUUAUCAUUAACUUUAAAUUAAUAAUUGCUAUUUUAAUUCGUUUUAAUUAAUCUUAUUUAAAAUAUCUUAUAUUUAAUAUUUUAUUUCAACUUGUAUUGUACAACGCCACUGAAUAUGUUUUAAAUGUAGAAAUAGGCGUUUAAGCAAAUAAACCAGUUUCA
Molecule: messenger RNA, 2630 nt
Organism: Mercenaria mercenaria
Lineage: Eukaryota; Metazoa; Mollusca; Bivalvia; Venerida; Veneridae
Exons: 2
Coding region: 215-694 (159 amino acids)
Molecular function (GO): N-acetyltransferase activity
Source: RefSeq, a predicted model, not a curated record